GACACCAGCCGUUGUUGACGUGUGUGAGAGCGGUUUUUCUCGGCGAGCCGGUGCAUUGUCUCGGGAGCCAGUGCUUUGCGCGCAGAUAAGAAGCUUCGUCGAAUCUCCUCUUGACAGCCGAUACCAGCAUGGGGAAAGUUCGCACCGACCCGCGCAGCGAGGAGCGCAUUCGACAGAUGGAAAUCGCCCCAGUGUCCAUCGACGAUCUUUCCUCCGAUUUCUAUUCGCUGUCGGCGCUGGUGUUCGCCUUCAUGGCCAUCAUGUUCAAGAUCCGGAUCUACUCUUGGCUCACGUGUCUGCUGAGCUUUGCGUCGUUGGCGAAUCAGCGGUACAGCAGCAUGGAUUCGAAAUCGGUCGUGGCGACCCUGUCAUUGAUCGUGCUCACCUUUAUUUCAACGCACGUGUCCGUGAAGGGACAGCCGGUCAUGGCGCCGAUGCUGCCGUGGCUGCAAAGGGGUUGAAGCGGUUGCAAGGGGAGCGUGAGUUGGAGAAAAACGAAGCAUGAUGCGGACGCCCUGGGCGGGUUUGGCAAAGAGUUUGGUCUGUCUAUUUUGAUAUUGCAGAGGUACACAGUAGAGCAUAUAGAAGAGGCCGAGGUGUGGAAGGUUCGACUGUCUUUGGACUUGAGACACGAUAAAGGAAAGGAAAG
This is a messenger RNA of Chondrus crispus (carragheen), 649 nucleotides long. RefSeq lists its product as hypothetical. Gene Ontology annotation, biological process: protein insertion into ER membrane. Gene Ontology annotation, molecular function: protein folding chaperone. Gene Ontology annotation, cellular component: endoplasmic reticulum membrane. The transcript has 4 exons. NCBI's taxonomy places the organism in Eukaryota, Rhodophyta, Florideophyceae, Gigartinales, Gigartinaceae. The coding region runs from base 129 to 461 and encodes 110 amino acids. The record is from RefSeq and is a predicted model, not a curated record.